ACGAACUAGCUAGCUAGUGAGAAAGAGAUGACAAGGCAAGUAGGGAUGAUUAAUGAAAAAAUGAAAAAGCCUUACAUAUUGGCAAAGAGAACCGAUUGGAAAGGCUUCGGGGACUUUUUUCGUAGGCACAGAGAUCUGUUAGAUAAGCAAAUUGACUUGCAUCAAAGCACUCCUUUUCACUACGCAGCUCACUGUGGGGACCCCAAAAUGUACAAGGAAAUGCUUCAAAUGGCGAAGGAGACUGACAUCAAUCGUGUGUUAAGGUUGCAAGAUGACAUGGACAACACACCACUUCACGAGGUGGCCUUCGUAGGAGAAGUGGAAAUGACUAGGAGCAUAUUGGAUAUGGAUGAGGCUACAGGGCCACAUGAGUUUCAACCUUUGCUUGAAAUAAGAAACAAAUUGGGAGAAACACCUGUGUAUAGAGCUGCUGCGCUUGGAAAAACCAAAUUGCUUAAGUUCUUCCUUGACGACCUUGCUGUUGACCCUUAUAUCCAUUUUCACCGAAAGGGUGAUAGCAUGUCCAUUCUUCACACUACUGUCAUUGAUCAAUUCUUUGGCACAGCUCUAUGGUUAUUGAAACGGUACGAGGACCUCGCUUAUGAAAGGGAAGACAACGGACUCACAACUCUGCAAUUGCUAGCGAAAAUGCCCUCUACUUUUAAGAGUCAAACCCAAAUGGGACCUUUCAGAAAUUUCAUAUACCUUUUGCUUCCCGAUUUUCAAGAUAAAAUCUACUUCUAUCAAAAUAAGGAUGACGAUAAAAAAGAGGAAGAUAUGGAAAGUGGCAAAAAGGCCAGAAAGGAACGACCCCCAACUCAAAGGAAGCCCUCAGUUUUCUCAAGGAUGUGGUAUAUUAUGUGGACGAUUAUGGCCAAAGAAUGGAAGGAGAUUGAUAAACUUUGGAGGAAAAAGGAAAUGCAUAAUUUAGCAAAGGAACUUGUAGACUUGCUAGCAAAGAAAGACAAUACGUGGCAAAAUACUUCUAUAGCAAGGGAUAGAACAGUUUCCAUGGGGAGAUCACAUCUUCUACCCAAAGAAACUGAAGGAAAGAACAAAGAGAUACAAGAGGAAGAAGAUAAACAAAAGAAACAAGAGGCUGCAAGAAAAACUAUUAUAUAUACCCCCUUGCUUAUGGCUGCUUGUAAUGGAAUUACUGAGAUUGUUGAAGUAAUAAUUCAUUUCCAUCCUCAUGCAAUUGAGCAUGUAAGUGAAGAUGAGCAGAACAUACUGUACAUGGCUGUCAAACAUCGCCAGAUAAAAAUUUACCAAAUCUUAAAGAAAUUGAAAAUGGUGAGAAGUCUUGCUGGAAAAAUUGACAAGGAAAGUAACACUGUCCUACACUACACUGCAGAGUUUCAAGGGGGAUCCCAACCCGGUUAUGCUCUACAACUGCAAGAGGAGUUGCAUUGGUUUGAUCGGAUAGAAAAGAGGCUCCCUUAUCACUACACUAUUCACAAGAACAACAACAACCAAACGGCAAAGCAACUUUUUAUGGAAAAGCAUGAGCAAUUGCUCAAGGAUGCAAGAGAAUGGAUAAAAGAGACAGCUCAGUCAUGUUCUGCAGUAGCUGUUCUUGUUGCCACUGUUGUCUUUGCAGCAGCAUACACUGUCCCUGGGGGCACAGAUAAUGAUGGCCUCCCUAGAUUUCUUCAUCACCCCAUAUUCUUAGUGUUCACAGUCAUGGAUGUUGUGGCUCUCGCAAGUUCGUUGGCUUCAGUGGUUAUGUUCCUUUCAAUCCUCACAUCACCCUGUGAGAUGUGGGAUUUUAGGAAGUCUCUCCCUCGGAAACUAAUGACAGGUUUUGCCUUGUUGUUCUUCUCCAUGGCCACAACAAUGCUAGCAUUCAGUGCAACUGUUUUGAUCAACAUCAAGUUAGAGAAGAACAAAUGGACUUCAAGUUUGACGUAUAGUGCAGCCUUCUUCCCUGUCUGCAUAUUUGCAAUGGUGCAGUUCCCUUUGUAUGUUUCCAUUAGAGGAUGUGUGAAGAGUGUUCUCAGGAGAUUUAAGAAGAUCAUUCCUCGUUUUCUCCUCAAGUUGGUCAAAAGGACUAGGAGAAAGAGAUUAUGGGACAUUUGAAUUGGUAAAUGUGUAUUUUGAGUGUCCCCUAUUUUCUUUUUCUUACACACUUUUUCUUCAACCAUAGUUUCUUUUGGUUGUG
Molecule: messenger RNA, 2161 nt
Organism: Abrus precatorius (Indian licorice)
Lineage: Eukaryota; Viridiplantae; Streptophyta; Magnoliopsida; Fabales; Fabaceae
Exons: 6
Coding region: 28-2079 (683 amino acids)
Molecular function (GO): protein binding
Source: RefSeq, a predicted model, not a curated record